Messenger RNA from Tarenaya hassleriana, 3609 nucleotides. RefSeq names its product zinc finger CCCH domain-containing protein 19. Gene Ontology annotation, cellular component: Cdc73/Paf1 complex. Lineage: Eukaryota; Viridiplantae; Streptophyta; Magnoliopsida; Brassicales; Cleomaceae. Gene Ontology annotation, molecular function: DNA binding; RNA polymerase II C-terminal domain phosphoserine binding. The record is from RefSeq and is a predicted model, not a curated record.
AUGGUUGAGAAGGAUAUGGAAGCUGGUAAAUUGGACGCACAUGUGUCUGAUUCUACAGAAGAAGUAGAAUUGAACUCAAAAAAUGAAGCAGAUAUGGAGAAAGAAGGCCAUGAGAUUGCUGGUGGCGAAGAAGGAGAAGAAGUAGUAGAAGCAUCUGAAAAAGUGGCUGAAGUAGAUGAAACAAAGAAUACUGAAGUUGAGGAAGAAACUGAUAUAAGGAUUGGAGAUGAGGGUCAGAAGGAGGUUGAUGAGACAGAAGAUAUGGAAAUACAUGGAGAUUCCGUUGUAGCUGAUUUAUCAGAAGGGAGGGACAACCAGGAUGAUAUGGAAAUGACUGAGUCACGGGAGGAGACCGUGAUGGCUGACACAGGGGAGGAAGAGCCAGAUGAAGUAGAUAAUGUUGAGGAAGAAAAUAGGAGCACUGGAGGAAAGAGGAAGCGUCGGAGAAAUUCAACACCCCUGAAAGAGUCGGGAAAGAAGAAAGAGGAAGUUGUCUCUUUCAUUUGCUUUGAUGGUGUUGGACUUUUUCUCUGCGACCGCAGGGGAUGCCCAAAAGCUUACCACCCUUCCUGUGUUGGUCGAGAUGAAGCUUUCUUCCGUUCAAAGGGUAAAUGGAACUGUGGAUGGCACCAUAGUAAAUGUGAGAAAACUGCAACCUACCUAUGUUACACAUUUUCGUUAUGCAAGGGGUGUGCCAAAGAUGCUAUUUUCUUUUGUGUGAGAGGCAAUAAGGGUUUAUGUGAAACAUGUAUGGACACAGUCAGGUUGAUAGAAAGCAAGGAGCAAGAGAAGAAGGAGCCGGCACAACUUGAUUUUGAUGACAAAAGCAACUGGGAAUAUCUCUUCAAGGAUUACUGGAUUGAUUUGAAAGCUCAACAACUAUCUUUAACUCUAGAGGAGCUCAACCAUGCUAAAAGCCCUUGGAAAGGGCAUGGGACUCAAGGUACUAAAACAGAGACUCCCAACAAGAUUACUUGUGCAGUUGAUGGAAGAUCGGAUUCAGUUAGUCCUCCAAAAAGGAGGAAGACUAGGAGACAAUCAAAGUCUGGUGGACAAAUCCUAUCAGCUAGUGAUAAAAGUUCAUCUGGUGAUGAGUGGGUUUCCAAGGAACUCUUGCACGUUGUCAUACACAUGAGACAUGGGGAUAGAUCUUUCUUACCUCAGUCAAAAGUACAUAGUCUCCUACUGGAGUAUAUAAAAAGAUACAAUCUCCGUGACCCUCGCCGGAAAAGCCAAGUUAUUUGCGACUCCAGACUUCAGAAUCUGUUUGGGAAGUCGCAUGUAGGAGACUUUGAGGUGUUAAAUCUACUCGAUUCUCAUUUUCUCAUCAAGGAGGAAUCUCAUGCAGAUGACUUCCGAAAUACUGUUAAUGAUACAGAAGCUAAUCAAGUGGAUGUUGAUGAAAGCUUGGAUCACCCAGCGAAAACUGGAAAGGAUAAGAAACGCCAAGCACACAGAAAGGGUGGCGGUAAAGGACGUCAGUCCAAUCUGGAUGAUUUUGCAGCAAUCGAUAUGCAUAACAUCAAUUUGAUAUACUUGAGGCGUAGCUUGGUGGAGGAUCUGCUUGACGAUAUUACGACAUUCCAAGAAAAAGUAGCCGGAGCAUUUGUUAGGUUAAGAAUAUCUGGCAAUCAAAAGCAAGAUUUAUACCGAUUGGUUCAAGUUGUUGGCGCAAACAAAGCUGCUGAGCCAUAUAAAGUUGGCAAAAAAACAAUCGACUUUGUACUUGUUAUAUUGAACCUUGACAAAACAGAAGUAAUAUCUAUCGACAUUAUAUCCAAUCAAGAUUUCACCGAGGAUGAAUGCAAGCGUCUCAGGCAGAGCAUAAAAUGUGGGCUUAUUAACAGACUGACAGGUGGAAUUCAAGAAGAGGCCACAGCGUUGCAGGAAGUGAGAAUUAAAAAUUUGCUAAAUGGAGAGAUUGUGCGUUUGAGUCAUUUGCGUGAUCGUGUAAGUGAUAUGGGUCGCAGAAAAGGACUCCGAGUAUGCAUCGAGAAAUUGCAAGUGCUGAAGUCCCCACACGAACGCCAACGGAGGUUAGAAGAAAUUCCCGAGAUAUAUGUUGAUCCUAGCAUGGAUCCAGAUUGUGAAUCUGAAGAUGAAGUUGAGAAAGAAGAGAAGGAAAAAGGUCUGUCAAAAACUUAAGAGAAAAUUUCUGGGCCGCGUAGCAGUAGCUUUAACAGGAGAGGAAGGGAACCCAUAUCUCCACGAAGGGGAACAUAUGGUUCAAGUGAUUCAUGGGGUGGCACCAUAAACUAUGUAAGCGGGAACCGUGAAUUAAGCAGAAACCUGUGGGGUAGAGGCUUUCCUAGUAGAGGGGAUAAUCUGGACCCUGGUGGAUCGGAUGAUAGGGCCAAUGAAAAUCUGUGGAGUUCAGGCAGAGAGAGAAAUGCACAACCUGCUAUCUCUGAGAAGACAAGAUCUGUUUCCCUGUCUGUGACUGGUUACAGAAAUUCCCGUCAUGUAGCAACAGCAGAGUUGUCUCCGAGGGGCUCGGAAUCUUUACCUGCUCCUCCAACUGCCGCUGUGCUGGAACCAGUUCCCCAGAUUAAUGAAUCAGAGAAAAUGUGGCACUAAAAGGACCCAUCUGGUAAACUUCAAGGACCUUUCUCAAUGGUGCAACUCUCUAAAUGGAACAACACUGGGUAUUUUCCCGCCGACUUGAAAAUCUGGAAGACAGCAGAAACACAAGCGGAUUCCAUUCUUCUGACUGAUGCAUUAGCUGGGCGAUUUCAGAAGCAAACCCAGACAACUGUUUAUGCUGGAGGAGGAUGGAAAUCUGAACCCGAACUCAGCUCGACCACCCGAAUUGCUCCAUCAACCAUUGAAAUCCUGAGGAAGUCCCAUGAUACUUGGAGUUCGGGCAGAAACCUUCUGUCCCCUACUCCAAAUCAGGCCACGACUCCAACAACCGCUGCAAGGAGGCAAAAUUAUGAGAGCCGAUGGUCCCCGACUCCUGCUCAGGCACCAACUGGCGUGAUACAGGGACAGGGAUGCAUGCAAACCAAGAAAUUAGAUUCUGGUAGUUCUACUCAGAUUCCAUCCCAUGGACACAGGGCUGAUGCUCCAUCUUCUUCCCAGAGUCCCUCCCCAUCCGUCAAGGCUGUAACUCCGGGUGUCUUCCCAUUCGCCCAGCAACCAAAACGUGGCACAAACGCAGCGCCAGAUGCCUGCAAAUCCGAACAUGGGAUGGGGUGGAACGAACAUGAACUGGGGGUCUUCCAUUCCCAAGACUCCGGUUGGGGAGGGCCUAGUCAAGGGCCACCCCAAGCGUAUCCAAACCCCGGGUGGGGUAUGACUGGCCAAGCUCAAGCUCAAGCUCGAGUUCCCGGAAACACUGGCUCGGGUUGGAUGCAACCAGUUACUGGAAAUCCAAACUGGGGUUCUCACAGUCAAGGUCGAUCCCAAAUGGGCCAGGUGCGUUAUGGGGAAACCAACAGAACCAGAAUGGAGACAGGUUUGGGAACCAGAGGGAAGGAGGAGAUUCGGGUUAUGGUUGGAACAGACAGUCUUGGUCGGGUGGGCAGAGAGUAUGCAAGUUUUUCAGAGGAAACGGAUACUGUAGGAUCCAUAACCAAGUCCUCAGCUUCUUUCUUGUUCCAUAACUAA